Messenger RNA from Peniophora sp. CBMAI 1063, 2661 nucleotides. The record is from the annotation of a GenBank genome assembly. Lineage: Eukaryota; Fungi; Basidiomycota; Agaricomycetes; Russulales; Peniophoraceae.
AUGGAUCAUCACGACGCGCUAGACACCGACUCUCCCUUCCUGAUGAACGCCAUGGACGACGACGACCACGAUCCGCGCGCGGCGCUGGACGACGACGCCGACACCGCCUCUGCGCGUUCAAUCUCGCUCUCUUCGCCCUCGCACUCGCGCAAACCUUCGGCUUUCGACUUUGAUACGCAUGUGGAUCCGUACGGAGGGCUUGACCAGCAUACCGAUACGAAUACUAUUUCUACGACGGAUAAUGACCGCGACGACGCGAGUUUCGCGAGGACGAGCUCGGUCACCUCGCCCGAACCGUCUACAUACGGGGCGGAGACAUAUUCGAAACAGGACAUGUUGGAGCCGUCGGAUAGCGCCGCGACGGUGACGUACCCGCCGCCGCCGUUACAACCCGCGUCGUCGAGGGAAUCUGUACAGUCGUUUGCCACUUCCGGCUCGAGCAGGUCAAGAAAGGCAAGACCGGAGAGCAUGUUGCCCGGUGCACAUGACGGGCCGAUCGUGCUCGGCAUUGCUUUGGUGGACUUCAACCAUCUUGUCGGACCAAGGAUUGAGUUUUCGGAGGGAGACGUAUUCGAGGACGAGGAGAUAGCCAAGAUCCUGCCCUUCUUGGCUUUACCCGACGGCGCGCACCUAAGCUCCGAAGACUACUCGUACUUCCACCUCGUGCCCGUCUCGCCCACGCCCACCACCGUCUUCGGUAUAUCAUGCAACCGACAGAUCGCCACGAGUGCAUUGUUGGUCAAGGAACCGGACAUGACGAGGAGUACGGUGCAGAAAGCCGUUGUCGUCCUGGCGAGUAAGCCUGUGUUUGGGCCUAUACGAGAUCGGUUGGGUGUCAUCACCGAAGCGCUGUUCGAGCAGAAGGACUUCACAGACAAGAGCAUACUGUCCGCCUUUCACGAGUCAUUGGAGCCAUCACUACGAUCACAGCUCACUGAGAGCGGACUUUACAUGGGCACCAACCUCCAAGAACUCGUCCGCCAAUUCCGACACCGGACGCUCGUUCUCGUCAAAGCCCUCAUGCUCCAACGCAAGCUCAUGUUCUACGGCCACCCUGUCGAAAAACUAUGCACAUAUCAAUACUCGCUCGUCUCGCUCUUCCCGGGUCUGUUACAGACGUUGGAAGAUUCGGGCUCGCCGCCUCUGGCGAGUCGAGCGGCGGGUUUGAGCGGGCCGCCGAGUACUUUGAAGACGAGCGAUCGGAAGAGUAUGCUGCAGUUUGUUGGCUUUCCUUUGGAUUUAUUCGGCAAGAACGCGUUCUUCCAACCCUACCUCCCCCUCCAACAACUCGACCUCAUAAAAUCCCAAACCCAGUCCUUCCUCUGCGGUUCGACAAACUCGAUCGUCACCCAAUCCAAAGACAUCGAGCUAUUGGUGAACAUUGAGACGGGCGCCAUCGAGUUCCGCGAUCCCAAGGUCGAGCGCAUAUGCGCUUUAACCGCCGCGGAUAGGAAGUGGGUGGAUGAGGUUGUGAGAGACGUUACGGGCGAGGAGGGCGCGAGGGGGAUGCAGAGGUUCAAGGGCAGUGACGAUUAUAUGCGCCAGAAGUUCGAAGAAUAUAUUCAAGCUGCUCUUUCAUCCGUCAAAUACGGCGACUUCUUGGCCAAGGGGCAGGCUGGAGGGGUUAUCAUUGCCGACGCGGGCGACGCGAAUGCGCAAAUCGACUUCAACCCGCUCUGGAUUGCCGAAUUCAAGCGCACGAACGCGUACGAAGUCUGGAACCGCGUCACGGACCCCAUGCUCUUCGACAUCGUCGAGCCGCGCCACCCAUGCGGCGAGAAACCGAGCGCCAUAGCCGAUAUCGGGCUCCGACUGUCAGAAGGGAUCCAGGACCUGAAGCUCGAGCAGCAGCUUGCGCCUGCGAGGGAGGCUGUGAGUAGGACGUUCGCGGCGGGGAGCAAGAACUUCUUCAGUGCUGUCGAGGGCGUCAGGGGACGAUGGGCCGCAUCCGCUGCCGCACAGAAGAGCCCGCCUACCGAGGUGCCGCCUCAAGCUGCAACGACCACAACCAGUCCGCCGGCGUCCAGCGCGGCAAGCACGAGCACUAUCGAGGUCAUCACGAAGAGCGAGGCGGAGGGUGCACCGCCGGUCCCGGCUGCACCUCUAUCUCCCGACUUGAAAGCGACGGUCUCAUCUGCGGGGGAGAGGUUGAGUACGUGGGGCGCGGGCAUCGGGUCGUUCUUCGCUCGCCAGCGGGGUCCUGUGUCACCCGGGGGUACCGUCCCACCAUCUCCGAACCCGGAGGCUGGUCCGUCCACGGCGACCCUCGCACAGCCCACUCCUGCGCCCGCAUCUGCUACGCCAUCAAGGCUAUCUUCCCCGCCUACAGCUGGAGGAAGUAAGCUGAAAUCAUUCAGAAUGUCGACACACGGAUCGGUUCUAAAUGACCCCUCCCUUGACGCCCUCCGCCGUCCUACAUCACCCGGAUCCGCACCCGCAACGGCACGAGCGCGGAGUUUCAGGAUGAGCUCUACGUCGCCGAGACCGCAGUCUGUUGCAGGUGGGAGCGAUAGCGGUGGGGGAGGAGGGGGACAUGGUGUGAUGACGGAUGCGGCGUUGACGGCUAGUCCGAGGGGGUCGGCGAGUGCGUUGAGUGAUGAGGGGGGAGUGUCGAGGAGGACGUCGGGAGAGAGCGCGGCUGCGUUUGGGAUGGCCGUGUAG